UCAUUCACUUUCAUCAGAGCUAAGAAGGUCACAAAUCUCCAUCUCUCUAUAUACUUUUUUUUUUGAAUCUUUAAGGGGAAAAAAUGUCAGAGAAAAUGAUAGCUUACGGUGGUUCCAAUGGACAAAAUUUUGAUGAUGGUGUUUACGAGGGUACUUACGACGGUGUGCGUAAAUUGAUAGUUGGAGAAGACUCUCAUGGUAUCAUUUACCUCAAGAUCCAGUACGUGAAAAACGGAGAUGUAGUGCUUAAAGAACACGGAAGAGCAAGAGGAACACAUAUUACAGAGACCGAGUUUGAAGUGAAGUGCCCAGACGAAUACAUUACGUCUAUUUGGGGAACAUACAGAAACGAUGAUCACAGAUACAAAUCUACCGGCGGGAGUACAUCAGGACAGCCCGAUCAUGUUGGCUAUAAACCGUUGGAUCGUCUUUGCCACAAAGAAACUCAGCUCACUCCUGCAGAAAAAUACGGCCUAUAUCUUGCUGCAAACAUGGGAAGUCCAAUGUAUACGAUUACAGUGUCAGAGCUUCAAUUCAAAACAUCGCACGGGAGAACCUCUGCGGAGUUUGGUAUGCCAGGACCUCGUAGCAGAGAUUUUGUUUUGGAGGGAGAAAAUGGAACGAAGCUUCUUGGGCUCCAUGGUCGUUCUGGUGACUUUCUCGACGCCAUAGGAGCUUACUUUUACGUUGUUUCUUCAGCUUUUAAGCAGUUGGAACCUCAAGGUGGAUCCAACGGGGUCUCUUGGGAUGAUGGGGCUUAUGAUGGUCUGAGUAAAUUGUGUGUUGGGGAAGAUGGUCAUUGUGUAAGCUCCGUUGAGUUCCACUAUGUUAAGGGAAACGACCGGAUAACUCAUUGUCACGGAAAGGAUUCGAAAGAACGUAAAGAGUUUGUGCUUAAGGAUCAAGAUGGUGAGUAUGUUAAAUCCGUGGAGGGAACUAUCGACACAGAUGGUUUCAUCUCGUCUUUAACCUUCAAAACAUCAAUGAAUAGAAGCUCUGAGAAAUUUGGGACACCGGUUGGUACAAAAUUCGAACUUGAGGCAAAAGGGUUUGAUAAGAUUGUGGGGUUCCGAGGAAGGUCGUCCGUAAAUCGUAUCAAUGCACUCGGAGCAAAUUUUGCGGUGGUGGUAGUUCCUCCGGUCAAGAAACUAAAUGCAAAAGGUGGUGUCCUUGGGAAGGAGUGGGAUGAUGGAAUUCAUGACGAUGUUCGAAUGAUAACAGUAAGAUACGACGAAAAAUCUGUGAAAUCGGUCAAGUUUGAGUACAUAAAUGGACCUGUAAUCGGAGACGCUCACGGAGACAUCCAUGAAGAUGAUAAGAAACUAGAGUUCAAUCUCUAUUUUAACAAUGAAUACAUCACAUCCGUUGAAGGACACUAUGGUAAGAGGUUCGCACCUAAUACAUCCGCAUCUGCCAUUGCCAUAUCUUCACUUUUUCCCGCUUAUAUGACGAUGCUUAAGUUCAGUACAAACCGUACAACAUAUAAAGUGUUAAGUCACAGUCCAGAAUACACUUACGAGGGAACAUCAUUCAAGCUUGAGGAGAAAGAUCACAAGAUUGUUGGGUUUUAUGGGAAGACUGAAGUUUCUCUCAACCAAAUUGGGGUUUAUGUCAAGCCAAUCGCUAACGCUUAAGCUUUUAAUUCUUUGCUUUGGUAAAAUAAGUGAGAGAGAAAAAGCUAUAUAUGCUUAUAAUCUCCUUAAUUAUGGUCUUAUGUUGUCGUCAUGGUUGUUAUUACUACACGGUUUCUAGUAUAGUAGUAUCCUCAUUAACACUGUCUUAUGGUUCUUAUGUUUGAAUAAAGUAGUACUCUGUUU
Arabidopsis arenosa is the source of this 1817-nucleotide messenger RNA. The record is from the annotation of a GenBank genome assembly. NCBI's taxonomy places the organism in Eukaryota, Viridiplantae, Streptophyta, Magnoliopsida, Brassicales, Brassicaceae.